CAUAAUUUCUAAUUUUUAGAAUUCCAGAUUAUGUAAUACAUUACCUGCCGAACUUAAAGCAUCUGCUACUUCUUUAAUAUUCUGAUUGGCUCACCUCUAACCUUGUUAAAAUAAUUAAUUAUUUUUAAUACAAAAGUUGAUUAAGGCAUUUAGGGGCUUCAAGAAGAGGAAAAUAAUUAACAUUAACACAUUUGAAUAGCAGAAUCCUAAAAGAAAGGCAUGAUGUUGAAAUAAUAAUAAUUUCAAUGCUAGUUGGGACUCAAAUGAGGAUUUUUCUUUUUUUGUGAUAAAUUUAUCAAUAAUAAAAACAACGAAAUAGCACUAUAUAUAUUAAAUAGUAGAAG
Messenger RNA from Paramecium sonneborni, 344 nucleotides. The record is from the annotation of a GenBank genome assembly. Lineage: Eukaryota; Ciliophora; Oligohymenophorea; Peniculida; Parameciidae.